Molecule: messenger RNA, 1041 nt
Organism: [Torrubiella] hemipterigena
Lineage: Eukaryota; Fungi; Ascomycota; Sordariomycetes; Hypocreales; Clavicipitaceae
Source: the annotation of a GenBank genome assembly
AUGGCUUCCUCUGACAGCACGCAGAAAAUCUUGGGUAUAUGCCCCAGGCUUAGCUUUUAUCCUCCAUUGUUGAAUUCGGCUUCACCAUGGGCUACAAACAUUGAUGAUUUGACUGUGUUGGCCAAGUCUCCCUUCACUGGCGCCGUGACGACGCGAACUUCCGUUCUAGCGGAGAGCGGCUUUGACCAUCAACAAGAACGCCACAGAUAUGUGUUUUUUGACCCAGUAAAUGGUGUUACGCAUUCGAAUGGAUCUCGAGAUGGCCCAAGCCCCUCAUCAGAAUGGGCAAUUGCUGGCGAGGAUGGAAAAGUAGCCACGUUGAAUUCACUUGGCUAUAGCCCGCUCUGUCUGCAAAAAUAUAUAGACAUCAUCUCCAAAUUAUCCACUGACGAAGCAAUCAGCCCCAAAACAUUCAUCAUCAGCGUCACAGGCUCCCCGGAAGAUGUCAAGGGUUGCUAUGAUACCAUUGCUUCUGCUCAAAACAUUCGCUUCCCACUCGCCAUGGAAGUGAAUCUUAGUUGCCCCAACAUCCCUGGGGUUCCACCACCAGCUUACAACCGAGACGAACUCGUUCGCUACUUGAAUCUUCUUCCGGCACACCCAACUAUCCCUGUAGGGUUGAAGACACCGCCCUAUACGCAUGAUGGCCAGUUUAGGGAGCUCAUGUCCGCACUCAAGGAGCACGCUGGGAAGGUCAGUUUCCUGACGGCUACAAACACGCUGGGAUCCUGUUUGGUUUUCAAUGGAGAUAUGGCCGAAGCUUUACCAAGUCAAGACGGGCUUGGCGGCAUGGCCGGGCCAGCAUUGCAUCCUCUUGCCUUGGGUAAUGUACGGUCGCUGCGAAGAAUGCUGGACGAUGCGGGUCUGUCAGAGGUAGACAUCAUCGGCGUUGGAGGAGUUAGUGACGGAAGUGGUUAUCUGAGAAUGAGAAAGGCUGGAGCGUCAAUGGUUGCGUUGGCUAGCGGUUUGGGCAGAUUUGGAGUCGACGUAUUCAAAGGCAUUAGUAAAGAUUUGAACGGGCAGUGGCAGGCGCUGGGUUGA